Darwinula stevensoni is the source of this 2610-nucleotide messenger RNA. The record is from the annotation of a GenBank genome assembly. NCBI's taxonomy places the organism in Eukaryota, Metazoa, Arthropoda, Ostracoda, Podocopida, Darwinulidae.
AUGCCCACUAAAGUAGAUCUAGGGGGGACAUCGGAUCAUAUCGCUGAGGCAUUAAAUGGCCUUUUGCGGCCACAUAAACCUCCAAAAUCGGAGGAAUCUGCAGCAGAGCUGAAUGAGCACCUGGUUGCAACAGCCAAACGUCUAUUGAUGACCACCAUAGAAUACGUGACUGCUGAAAGUGGGAAGAGUGAUGUCCUCCAGAAACUCAAGUCCAAAUACAUUGUGUUGAAUGAUGUACCCAAAUACAAUGGGGCGGGUAGCUCCAGCCUUACUCCUCAGAAUGGAACUCACCCUGCAGUGAUGCCUGGAUUGACGGACCUACAUGUGGAUGGUGGGAAACCAUCAUCGGACACUCUUCCAGAUGAAAUUGGUGCUCCUCAAGCUGUCCUAUUCCCGCUUGAGAAGGUGAUUGUGGGAUGGGCUAAAAAGUAUCCUGUUGGUGCUGGUUUUUACAAUAUGGGAAACACAUGCUACAUGAAUUCCUCCUUGCAGGUCAUGAUCCACUGUCCUUCAUUUAUCAACUGGCUCAUGAAUCCAGAGAAUCAUGUAGCCAAAUGUAGAGCUAAAAUGGGAGAUGCAGGGCCUUUCCACUGUACCAUAUGCCCCAUGUAUGAGACUGUCAGGGAUUCCCAUGCCAACUCAGGACGAGCUACCAAACCAUAUAGUAUAGUUUCCAAUCUGCGAUGGAUUUCCAAAACGUUCAACCUUGGAAGGCAGGAGGAUGCUCAUGAAUUCAUGCGUUUCUUCAUCCAAAGCAUGGAAAAGUCCUACCUUUUGAAUGCUCAUGCUACUAAGCUUGAUGGACGGAGUCAGGAGACAACACCAUUGAACCAAAUCUUUGGUGGCUAUAUGAGAUCUCAGGUGAUGUGCCUGAGGUGUCGAAAACCCUCUAAUACGUACGAUCACUUCAUGGACCUCCUUGUGGGUUUGAGUAUUCAAAAGUACUCCAGCAACCUCGUGGACAUCUUAGAAGGUCACUUCCGACGGGAGCGCCUGGAGGGGGACAAUGCAUACAAGUGUGCCAAUUGCAAGACCAAGGUAUCAGCAACCAAGAAGCUCUCCAUUGCCCGUCCUCCCAAUGUCUUGCUCAUUGUUCUCAAAAGGUUCAGUGAUACAGGCUUCGGCAAGAACUGCAGGGUCGUACAAUAUCCAAUGACCCUGGACAUGGGAACGUUCCUGAGUGCUCCAACAUUCCGCACUGAGGCCCAAUACAGACUGACUGGGGUUGUUUCCCACAUAGGCUGCAGUCCCCGGUCAGGCCAUUACACUGCUGUUGCUAGGGCCAGCAAUGGCCAAUUGUACCUCUUUGAUGACAGUUCAGUCCGGCCAGUGCCACCCAACACUGCCUUAUCUCAGGAAGCAUACAUUCUCAUGUAUGAGAAAGUGAAACUGAACCCCCCUGUUAUUCACACUAAUAUCCCUAGUCCAAGACCUGAGCUCAAAUUCCAGUCUUCUUCAUCUCACACAGUAACAACUGCCUCCACUAAUGGGCACUUAGGCUCUCCUUUGCUGAAACCGAAGCCUGGUAUCAUAACGGGUACUACAUUCAAGAUCCAAGGUCCAGUUGUCAAGCGGCCAUUGCUGGGUGUGGUGUCCAAUGGGAACCCCAAACCUCCCCCAUCAGCCACAUCCCUUGCCCCUCUUUCAACCCCUCCAGUAAGCCUUGCCAAUGGCACAAGGAUCCCUGAUGUAAAGGAGACUUCACUCGUCCCCUACGGAGAUGCUGAAGAUUCAGAUGAAGAUCAUAGCCCCAAGUCCACUCCCCCUCGAGUACCUCAGCCCACGUCCUUCCCUGUUGUAGGGGUCUCACCCACGGUCUUAAAUUGUGAUAAGAAAGAAGCUGGACUCCAAAUGCUCCCUCGAAAUGUUCAACUGAAAAAAUUGUCCACCAUUAACAAUUCAGUUGAUAAGACUGCGAAAUCUGACAGUGCAAGUGUUGUUGCUACUUCUUGUGGACUGUGGACUGUGACUGACACAAAGGAUGAUAAAGCAAAGGACAAUGCUGUGUCCGAAGUGAAAAGAUUCCAUAAUAUGCGUGCUUCGUUUGACAGGGAACGCAAGAAGCAGAACUACGAAUGGGUGGAGGUAACAAAGGAUGUGAAAUCUCAGUCUCAGGAAAGGACCAAGGAAGAAAAGGACGUCGUUAAGGAACUCCUCGAUGUUCCUCCCGGUGGAUAUGGCUCUUCUGUGCUAUCAUGGGACGGAAGACCUAACAAAUUAGACACAGCAUUAAAGCAAUCUCAGGAAGAUGAACGCCGACGACACAAUUCUGGGGACUCGUGGGAUAAGGACCUGGACAAGGGAAAGAUGAAGAAGUCCAAAUAUUGGGAUGAGGAGAGGGGAGAGAGGGAAAACAGGUUCCAGAACUUGCAGAACGAAAGGAAUCGAAGUCACAGUCAUGACCGCCACGAGUGGCAGGACGACUCCCGGCGAUUUCAUGACAACCGCCGUUCCCACGACCACGAACCGAACACGAAGAUCCACGAGUCGCCUCAUCGCACUCCGCGACUCGUCACGAAUUCAUUUCCCCCCAACGACCCCCGCACAGAGAAUUUCCUGAAAUUCCAGGAGCUGGAAAAGAUUCCACCGAGACCAUCAGGAAAGAGCUGA